CUCUAGUCGGGACUACCAUGUUUGUGAGGGGGUUUGUUCUGCUGCUCCUGCUCCUGCUAGCCGCUAGCGAGGCAGAGGAGCAGAAGAAGGAGAGCGGAUGCAUGUCUGGCCAUCCGGGGAUCCCAGGUGACCCGGGGCACAAUGGCUUGCCGGGCAGAGAUGGCCGAGACGGGGCAAGAGGUGACAAGGGAGAACACGGUGACCUUGGUCUUCAUGGGGCAGCAGGGUCAGAAGGACCAAAAGGAGACAAAGGAGAACUUGGAUCUGCUGGGACGGCGGGGGCGAAAGGCCGACGCGGUGAGAACGGAGAGAGGGGGUCCCCGGGAAAGAUGGGCCCCCAAGGUGUUCAGGGGCCCGUGGGAGUCAAAGGUCAGAAAGGGGAGCUUGGGCUACCCGGGCCCCAGGGGAUCAAGGGGGAAGUCGGUCCUGAGGGGCCGCCGGGUGAGAAAGGUGCCCUGGGGUACCAAGGGGAGAAAGGGUUCAUGGGACCUAUAGGAUCGACAGGGCGACCGGGCUCCAAAGGCGAAAUGGGACCAGCUGGGCACAAAGGCAGCAUUGGUUACCGCGGGGAGAGAGGGCAGCGGGGAGAGAUGGGCGAGAAGGGCGAUGCGGGGCCCAUGCCGAACAUCCCCAAAAGCGCAUUCUCAGCAGGUCUGACUGAGAGCACCAAACUGCCGUCCUCGAAUGCACCCAUCCGUUUCGAAAGGGUCAUCUACAACAAGCAGGGCCAUUAUGAUCCCCAGAGCGGCCGCUUCACCUGUGCCUUCAGUGGCGCUUACUACUUCACCUACCACAUCACUGUGUUCUCGCGCAAUGUCAAGGUGGCACUGAUGAAGAACGGUCAGAGAAUUAUCCACACCAUGGACAACUACCAGAGCAGUGAAGACCAGGCGACGGGAGGGACAGUGCUCCACCUACAGGCUGGUGAUAAAGUGUGGCUGCAAGUCAUCGGAGGGCUCAAUGGGCUCUAUGCGGAUGAUGACGAUGAUACCAUCUUCACUGGAUUCCUUAUAUUUGCUGAUGGUGAAUGACAAUGUAAUGGCCUAUAUGGGACAUGCAAAACAAGAAAAUGAACAACACCAAAAGAGAAAAGAAUAAAAAGAAUAGAAAAACUGUAGUUAUCAACUUAACAAAAUGUUAACUCUUCGUCAGGGAAAUUAAACCAGAAAUAGGCUUUAUCAGCAAAAUAUAUUUACAGUUUGUUGUACAUUACCUGAGGCCUGCUGACACAAUUGUAUUUUUUAUUUUCAAAAUGUGCAUGAGUUGACCAAUAAAAUAAUAAUUAAAGUGAAAAA
Clupea harengus (Atlantic herring) is the source of this 1295-nucleotide messenger RNA. It is a transcript of the gene c1qtnf9, whose product is annotated as C1q and TNF related 9. The record is from RefSeq and is a predicted model, not a curated record. Gene Ontology annotation, molecular function: protein binding. NCBI's taxonomy places the organism in Eukaryota, Metazoa, Chordata, Actinopteri, Clupeiformes, Clupeidae.